AUGAUCGAUCUAGGACUCAACACUAUUCGCUUGGAGGGAAAGCAAGAGCAUCCUGCAUUCUACGACCUUGGCGAUCCAAUGGGAAUAAUGGUCUUAAGUGGCUGGGAAUGUUGCGAUAAAUGGGAGGCAUGGGACUACAAUAAUGACACCGACGGGGUAAAAUGGAAUGAAUCCGAUCAUUCGAUCGCGUACGCGGCAAUGAUCCACGAAGCAGAGAUGAUGCAGCCACAUCCGUCUCUUCUCGGAUUCUUAGUCGGUUCAGAUUACUGGCUUAACGACCAAGCGACCGAAGUUUUUCUUGAUGCAUUACACGAAAUUGAUUGGAAUCUGCCAAUCCUCGCAUCCGCCAGCAAACGGGGCUACCCCAAAGCUCUAGGGCCUUCCAGCAUGAAGAUGAAUGGACCCUUGAGGAUAUUCCUGUCGACCGAGGAACUUGAAAGUCUGUGGAAAGAACCAGAUGCGGGAUCGUAUCAUUUGUCUAACAAUGUUUCCUCUUUCCACAACCGAACAAUCUAUAAUGAAGGGCUCUUCGCUCGAUACGGCACACCGGAGAACAUUGAGGACUAUGUUUAUAAAUGCCAGAUGGCAGAUUACGAAGCUACUCGUGCCCAGUUUGAGGCGUACUCGGCUCGACAGAAUGCAACUCAAUCUGCAAUCGGGGUGAUCUACUGGAUGCUUAAUAGUGCAUGGUCGAAUCUACACUGGCAGCUUAUUGAUUAUUAUCUUCAACCAAUGGGGUCUUACUUUGGUAGCAAAGUUGGGAUUCGGAUGGAACAUGUUGCUUAUGACCAUGAAGCUCAAACUGUCUGGCUGAUCAACCACUCUCUUGAGAAGGAAGGGGAGAGAGGUAUUUUGAUUGGUCUCAUUGAUAAAACGGCAAAAAGAUCUCGAGUGCCAAGGAUUGAAGAUAUUGGAUUUUUGCGUCUUAUUCUUCGUGAUUCCAAAACCCGAAGAUAUCUAAGUCGGAACGUAUACUGGCUUUCCCCUAGCCCUGAUGUCCUCGAUUGGUCAGACUCCAGCUGGAUAUCCAUUCCGGUCGCGAAAUACGUGGAUUUCACAGAACUGAGUUCUAUUCCUCAGGCUAACAUGAAGGUAACUAUGAAGCCCCAAGCUAAUCGAGUCCCGGGAUGGACCACUGUGGAUAUCGAGAUUGAAAAUAAAUCGAAAGUCCCAGCCGUAUUCCUACGGUUGGAUGUUUACAAUGCAACAUAUGAUUGGUGGUUAGGACCACUGUACUGGUCUGAAAACUAUGUUACACUUUGGCCAAAAGAGAACAUCCCUCUGACAGUCUCCUAUGAAGGCGAUUUCACACGAACCGAGCUGACAGGCUUAGAGUUGAACGCCAAUUUCAUAUGA
Molecule: messenger RNA, 1356 nt
Organism: Penicillium odoratum
Lineage: Eukaryota; Fungi; Ascomycota; Eurotiomycetes; Eurotiales; Aspergillaceae
Exons: 4
Coding region: 1-1356 (451 amino acids)
Molecular function (GO): hydrolase activity, hydrolyzing O-glycosyl compounds
Source: RefSeq, a predicted model, not a curated record